Messenger RNA from Catharus ustulatus (Swainson's thrush), 11384 nucleotides. RefSeq names its product interferon-induced very large GTPase 1-like. The coding region runs from base 2083 to 9393 and encodes 2436 amino acids. Gene Ontology annotation, molecular function: GTP binding. NCBI's taxonomy places the organism in Eukaryota, Metazoa, Chordata, Aves, Passeriformes, Turdidae. The record is from RefSeq and is a predicted model, not a curated record. The transcript has a single exon.
GUAACCAAGUUGUAAAAGCCUCACAUCCCCAUCACACAAUGUCUUUUUGCAGAUUACGGAGACUUUCAUACAACAGGAACACAGUGAUGAUCUCAACCUCUGGCUCCCCUGCUGGUUGUGAGGGCCCUCCUUUCUUAUCCUUAUUACCUAGGUGCUUUGUUUUCAUCUUAGACUUUUUAGUUUCCACAGGGGUGACUGCUGCUGGCCGUGACUGCCCUUGCAGUUCAGCUGGAACCUGGACAGAUGUAACGUUUGUGGGUUUCACUGCUGCACCAUCAGACUCUCCCUCCUUAGGGUAGGGGGAGGGUUUCUCACCAGCUGGGGAGAUGCACUCCUUCUGUGUCUGGUCCAUUUCACAUGUCUCCUUUACUAGAACCCUCACCCAAUCCCAGUGGUUCAUUUCUGAGGGCUAUGGGGCAGGGUUGAGCUGUGGGGCAGCAUCCCUAUUUCCUGUGGUAGGUAUCAGGGUGGUUAUCCAAGCCAAUCUCUCCUUAUCUCUGAAUGUUAAAUAGAACAGGUUUAACAGGCAUAUCAGCAGCACCAGCCACUGUAUGAUAUCAUUAGCACUUAGAGAGGAUUUGAACCCUUCGAAAACUGGUGGGAUGGACCUAAAAAACUAGGUGAAGGAUUGGGAGGAAAUUUUCCUUGCUGUCACUUCCUCACAGUAAGUACCAUUAUUGAAGCAACCCCCAAAAAAUACAGUUAGUGUGUGAUAGCUCUGAAUCCAUGAACCUGCCUUCCAGAGGUAGAUAAAAAUCCAUUAAUUUCUCACCUUAUCAACCCUCAAAAUGAACUGGAUAACAGCCACUGUAGCCUUAGUUAUAGAACCCGUAUUAAGAUAAGGGCCUGCAAAUGUAAGCAAUGUGACCAUGUGAAACCCGAAACAGGGUAAGCUAGACCACAUGGAACCACCUAGCACAUAAAAUUAGGUUACUCAAGAACUUUUAUUCUGUUUUCACCUUUUCCUCUCAAUGCCCUCAGGACCCAUGUGUGUCCUGGUUUGAAAAGCAAGGGUCUCCUAAGGAAAAACAGGGCCUUCCCUUGAAAUGGAGUAAAUAAAUCUCUCCCUGUGAAUUAGGAUAAUUUUGAAGUUAAGAGACUCUCAGGGAAAGAUAGGGGGGAUAGGAUUAACAGUUCUUUACUAGUAUAUCUAACAAGACAAACAAAACAACAACUAUGGAAUUAAAAACAAACAGAACAGUUUCAGUCUUUCUCAGCUGCAGGCACCUUUCCCCUGUGGCGCAGUUACCGUCACCACUGGCAGUGAGUGCAGGCAGAUUCCCAUGGACACGGCAGGUGCAACAAUCCCACACAGCUGCAGGGUGCUGGGAUCGAUGGUGGUGGUGUCCCAGAUAGGAAGGGGAUGGAAAAGAACUUUUGCUCACAUGCCCAGGGGGCAGCAUCAAUCAUGGUGCUCCAACAGGAUGCUUGGAGAUAGCAAACUGAAGAGAGAGGGCAUCCUGGCAGGGGUUUGGGGUCCAACAACAAAAAAGGCAGCUCCCAGCAUUGGGAUCUCAGUUUUAGCAGUAGCGGCACCUUCUAGAGCCAUUUCCAAGGGGUCAUCUGAAACAAGGCCCUGAGCUGCCUGAAGUCUGCUCCUCUCAAGGAAAGGGGUGAAGAUUUGCAGGCACUUUUACUCCUGUCACCAGAGAUGUUAAGCUCAAUGGUUCCACAGUGGCUGUGGCUGAGAUGGCCAACAAGGGUCACCUGCCUAACAAGACCCUGUGUGCUAAUGAGCAGCAGAUGAGGGGAGGGCAACUCUCCAGUUCAGUGUGUGUCUCUGUGUCUGUGUGUCUGUCUCUGUAAAUCUGUGUGUGUGUGUCUAUGUGUGCGUCUGUGUGUGUGUGUGUGUGUGUUGUCUCUGGGAUAUACACUCAGCUUUCAGGGUUAAUCCUGCAAACAGGAAAGUAGCAAGUAAUUCCAGGCUGCUGGGAAGGACACCAUGGCUCUUGUGCCAUCCCAGGCCAAGCUCCAACAGCCGGGAGGAGCAACUUCAGGGCUGCAGCUGCUGCAGAGCCUCUGCCAGGAGGCUGCGGUUUCUGACAAAACCUCAGGGAAAGUCUCUUUGCUUCCUCCACAGCCAUGGCUCCACAAGAAGACAAACAAGAGGGAGAUGAAAAGGCACAGCUCCUGGCUGAGGCAUUUCAGAAGGAAGGACUGGAUGCUGCAUACUGGCUACCCAAAGUGUCAAAGAUUCUGGGAAUUGAGUGCAGAGAAGCCCUGCAACAUGUGGAAUACGAAGACUACCUCAAGCUGGAGUGUGAGGUACGGUACCCCUGGGAGAAAAAGGCACUCCAGAAACUCCUGAAAAUAACAGAUGAAAAAACAGCCUUUAAAGAGGUGCAGAAGGAGCAAUUGGAGAAGACAAAGCAAAGGCAAGAAAAGGCUACACAAGCCCUGAAAGAUCUGACAGAAAUGCUCAACAGCCACAGCCACAGCCAGGAUGCACUGAGGGAGAAAGCAGAGACUCUGUGGCAAGCCAUGGAGAUUCCCAAAGAGUUCUGGCCAUCACCAAAGAAGCCCUUGGCAGAAAUGCUGGAGAGCAUCCAUAAGCAGCUGGAGCAGCAGCAGGAGAUGUCACUAGGCAGGAGGGAGAACAUCCCUGACACCGAGGUGCUGAGGCGGGCGUCGGGUGGACUGGCCCUGCAGGGCAUCUACAGAACCAGCAGAGCUGGAGAUGUGCUGGCAACACGAGAGCAGCUCCUCAGGGUUCCUGAGGGAUUCCAGCUCACUGGUCCACAGCAAGGAUCAGUGCUUGAGACGAAGGAGUUCUCCUCCUCUGCAGCAGAAUCCACUUUCACCAAGUCCAUGGAGCAGCUGGGGUUCAGCCUGAGCGUUUCUGCCAAAUUUGCAUUCUUGGGGAUUAAGCUGGGAGCAGGUGUGGCUCACAGCAGCUCCAAACAAUCAGAGGACACUCACCAGUCCCACUCUGAGCGGAGCUACUUCUGCGCCACCAAGUUCCAGUACAUCCCCCUGGCCUCCUGCUACUUCCAAAGGCAUCAGCUUCGCCUCUCGGAUGCGGCUCUGAGGGAGCUGCAAGACAUGGAACAGAUUUUGGGGGUCACUGGGAAAGAAGACAACCCCUCCUUGCUGAAGAUAUGUGAAACCUUCUUCAGCAGGUUUGGAUCCCACAUAAACCAGGGUCCUCUCCACUUUGGGGGGAUAUUCUGGUGGAAGGCAUGCACAGAAGGAUUCAGAGCCGAGCAGCGGGAAGAGAUGAAGCGACAAACGUCUGAAGCACUGAACAUCUUUGUCGGGGUCAGCUGGGGUGGCUUUGGGGCCAGUGUAGAAGGGACCUUGGAUGUUUCUAAAGGCAGCUCAAAGGCUUCUGUCCAGGGAAGAGCAGCAGAGAGUUCCCAUACAGCCAUUCAGCUCUACGCGGUAAACACAGGGGGCCCAGCAGACACAACUUCUCUUCCUCAGUGGAAAACGGGGCUCGUGUCUGAUAACACAACGUGGUGCGUUAUCGACCGCGGCUUUGAGCUGAUUCCAGUGUGGGACGUCCUCCUGUGCAAUCACAGUGCAGAUUUUAAGUCUGUUGGUCAGAUGAGCAGAGCCCUCAGGGAUGCCUACAGAGCGCUGACGAAUGAGAGCAUUGGCACCAUUUUUGGAGAGGAACUGGGCAGUGCAGUGCAAGAGGCCAGAGAUUUCAUGGAGACUGUGAAGGCCUGGGAGGUGACAGUGGAUGAAAGGAAGCUGCAAAUGCUGAUGGAGCUCAAAGAUGAUCUGAAUGCAAAAACCAGGAACCACAGUGUGUGGAUCAACGUGUGCCUGUCCCACAAAGCCCUGCAGGACUUCCUGGUGAAUACCGUGCGGAGCUGCCAGCAGUCACCCCCAGAAAACACCACCUCUAUCAAGGUAAUAUUUAAAACCCUCCUGGAUCCUCAUAUCUACUCUGUCAAGGACUUCCCUGAGGCUUCCUUCAUUAUGCAAUGGAUCUUCCAGACGGAGCACUCACUUCCCAGAUCUCCCAAAAUCUCUGAGCUGGAAGAACUCAUCAAAACUCUGCAGCAAAUGAAGGAGCACAUCUAUACCAUCACCUACACACCCGGAAGAUCUGCUUCUGCUGUUCAUGAAGCAAAGAUAAUAGCCACCAUGACCAGCAGCCUCGCCAUUUAUUCCUUACUCCAGUCUCUCCAGGAACGGGCUGAGAAGGACAUGGAACUGUUGGUGCUCUUGAUUGUGACCAGCACAGGGUACCAGGUGGAAAGCAACACUUUCCAGCACCUCCUUGGACAUCCAGAAAUUCAGUACAUGGCCAAGGAAAUGGAAGCGGCACAUGAGGAGUACGUGAACCUGAAGGAGCAGGAUGCUGACAGAGCUGAGGCCUCCCUUCUGCUGAUGGGUCUAACUGUGACACCAGAAAGUCAAAAGCUGUCACCUGAACAGAAGAGGGAGCGUUUAGUUUUCAUGGAGGAUCACAUGAAAGGCUUGUGGUCCACACGGAUAAAGAAUCUCCUCCAAAAGCACAGCGCAGGCACAGACUGGGAGAGGCUGGAACAGGACUUGCAUUCCUUGAUCAGUGGGUGCUUGGAUGACAGGUGGGAUGAACAAAGGAUGCAGAAAAUACUCGUAGACCUGGAAGACACCUUUACCAAAGGUGAGCCGCAAAGUCAGUCCCAAUCCAAGUCAGACAGCAGCCAAUCCAAAGCAAAUGAAGCCAUUGCAAACCAGGAGUUCCUUCAGUUGCUCAAGCGCCUUGGACUCGAAAGUCACUAUCCAAGAAAAAUGGGGAUGGGAGAUUUCCGCACCAUUUGCAAGAUAUCUCUGCAGGACAGGCAGCCCAGCAAGGACAAGGAACUGCCAUUAUACUUCCUGAAAAAGCUGUUAACUGUAGAUUAUCAGGUGAGGUACCUGACUUGCUGGGAAGAGAACAACCCAGGCCUUGCAACCAUGCCACAAACCAGAGAGCAAAACGACCUGCAGUCAGUCUCCUUUGAAAACUUCCUUGAUAAUCUGAUGGGAGCAGCCCUUGAACGUCCAAGCAGGGACAGCCAUGUGCACCCCAUGGACCUGCAGAUGGCCAUUUUCCACUGUGCUGAUGACUUCCUGAGACAGACCCUUGCAACCAAGCUGGCGUUCUGCCAACUGGCGCUGCCUCUGCUGCUGCCCAACCCGGGCACUUUACACAUCGAGUUCCCGCUCUACGCCCUCAGCCAAAUCCAAAGGAGCUGGAAGGAGGUGGAAAAGUCAGGACAGCACACCCAAACAAAGAGUUACAACCGCAAACUCAUCUUCCAGGCACAGACUCCCAUUGUCUCCUUCAUCCGCAUUGGCAGCUCGGCCUCCUCUUCCAAGUCUCAGCUCCUGAACGCUCUGCUGAGCAAACGCAAACACGACACUUUCUUCCACCGCCACUGCAGAGGCAGCACCAGAGAGCGCUUGCUGAUGGAAGGGGUGGUGGAGAUCGCCUGGUACUGCCCCCGUGGAAGCCCUGAUGACACCUUUGAGAGCUGCGUGGCUUUCUGUAACCUGCAUGGAGACGCCAGGGAUCACGGAGCACAGCUGCAGUUCCUGCAGGACAUCUCUGCUGUCAAUGUGGCUCUUGUGUCCGAUUCUGAGCACAUGGACAACAGGGGGAAAAAGCUUCUGCAGGACCUGUGGCAGUCACAAAGGCCUUUGAUUUGUCUUCUCACAGAAAAAGAGAACAUUGGAACUGGACAAUCAAGCAAAAUCAUAACAAUAGGAAUCAAGAACAGAAACGAAGCAGAACUGAUGGACCAGCUGAUCAAAAUGAUCAGGGAUCUCCUGGCAGGGUCGAAUCCAUGUUUCAGCCUGGACGCCUGUGCAGACAAAGCUCGCCAAUACGGAUUCGUGGUGGAUGCAGAUCAACCCACGUGUGUGACAGCCAAAGCAAAGGCAAAGGAGUUGGUGGAUCUUCUGAAGAAAGAGAAAUUGUCAGAGAUCAAAUCCCAGCUACUGCCGCUUCAAGGAAAACUGUGGUACCAGUGGUGCAAAAAGGACAAAGAACUCACUCGCCUGCAGGAGAAGAGGAACAAGAGCAUUGAGCAUCAUCGAAGCCAAAUUGAAUAUGAAAAGAAAGCAAUAAGAAAAAAGCAACUUGACAAAGCUUUCCCUCUUAACCCAAUGAUGAAAUCAUUCCUUAGCUUUCUGCAGUCCCACCCAGCAGAUACCAAGAAAUAUUUCCUGCAGUGGAUGAAGGUCUUCAUGGACGAGCUGUCCGGGGGUCGACUUGAAGAACUGAGGAGAGACUAUCACAAGUUAUGGACUGAAAUCCUCUCAGAAAAGAAAAACAAGAAAAAACCCAGGGUGAAUGAUCCAUUGCCGAGUCGCUUGGAUGCCAUCUCUGACGAAAUCAACGAUUCAUCCAUUGGCCUGGAGCACCUUCUGAGGGAAAUAGGGCAGAUUUAUGAAGCUCUGGAAUUGAUGAACUCUAAGAAAUUCAAUUUUUCCAAACUGCCAGAAAUUGCAGCAGAGCUGAUGGUUUUGGGGUAUCCUGUGGAGUUGAUGGAUGGGGACGCUUCUUACCUGCCCCUGCGCUGGGUGGGAGCAAUCUUUGACAGCUUAAUUGAGAGGCUGGGGGACAAACGAGUGUUUGUGCUCUCUGUGCUCGGCAUCCAGAGCUCAGGCAAGUCCACCCUGCUGAAUGCCAUGUUUGGUCUGCAGUUCAACGUCAGUGCGGGGAGAUGCACCCGUGGAGCCUUCAUGCAGCUCAUCCCAGUGGGCCAGGAGCUGCAGCAAGACUUGGGCUUUGAUUUUGUGCUGGUGAUUGACACAGAGGGACUUCGUGCCAUUGAGAUGGCCAAUAAACAGUCCCUGAACCAUGACAACGAGCUGGCCACCUUUGUCAUUGGUGUCGGCAACUUGACUCUGAUCAAUAUCUUUGGAGAAAAUCCAUCAGAAAUGCAAGAUGUUCUCCAGAUCGCUGUGCAGGCUCUUCUGAGGAUGAAGAAAGUCAAUCUUUCCCCAAGCUGCAUCUUUGUGCACCAAAACGUGGGAGAAACAACUGCCAAGGAGCAGAACAUGGAAGGACAAAGGCGUUUGCAGGAAAAGCUGGAUGAAAUGACUGUGUUAGCCGCCCAGCAGGAAUUCUGUGAUGUCUCCUCCUUCAGUGAGGUCAUUGGCUUUGAUGUGAAGACCCACAUUCACUACUUUGCUCACCUGUGGGAAGGAAACCCCCCAAUGGCACCACCCAACCCCACCUACAGCCACAACGCCCAGCAACUCAAGAGCAAAAUCUUCCAGGCUGCCAAGCAGCAGCCGCAGCGCAGCAUUUUGAGGCUCUCGAGCCUGAAGGAUCGUAUUGGUGACCUCUGGAAUGCUUUGCUGAAUGAAAACUUUGUUUUCAGCUUCAAGAAUUCCCUGGAGAUUGCUGCAUACAGGAAACUGGAAACUGCCUUUAGUCAGUGGACCUGGAGGCUGAGGAGUCAGGUCUUAGAUGUACAGAUGAGACUGAACAACAAAAUUCGGAAUGGGGACUUGCAGAAGGUCACCAGAGAACACCUUGAAGGGCUGCUGCAAGAGACAAGUGAUGCCAUUGAGAAAGAAGUGGAAAAGUAUUUCAGGGAAGACCAAGACCAUGAGACACUGGUUCAGUGGAAAUCAAGCACAGAACUGAAGCUGAAAGAACUAAAAGACACUCUUCUUCAUGAAAUAAAAAAGAAAUGUGAGACUCUUAUUGAGCUAAAGAAAGAGCAGAAUAAAUGGGAUGCAAGGAAGUUGGCAUAUGAACGUGAGCUCCUGAGAAGGAGUAGGGAGCUGGCUGUGACUCUGAAAGGGAAGAGCCUCAGUGAUAGAGAACUGAAGGACAACUUUACUCUUGUGUGGAACCAGUGGAUUGCUGAAGUCUCCCAUGCUGCUCCUCCGCCAGAACGGGUGGAUAUCGAUGCAGAAAUUGAAGAUGUCCUUCUAGAGCACUUUAAGGAGCCAGGUUUCCAUGCACGGAUCAGUUCAUUUCCCAAAAGCAGAGGAUUUUCUUUUGACAUGGAGAAGCACAUGAAAAAGAAAAAGUUCCUAGGCUUCAUGCCAGAACUGUGGAGCAAUUCCAGUGCUGAUGUCAUCAACUUAAAGCACAUCACAGACCACAUCAUAGUACGUGUGAAAGCAAAUAUUGAGAAGAAGGAGGAGGAGAAACGGGAUUACAGUCGAAAUUUUAUUCAUGAAAUACUCAAUGAAGUACAGAAAGGUGUUAACUCUGUCCCCAGUGAUGCAAAAUGUACUUUUAACAAGGAGUACAGAAUGGAUUUGUCUCUGUAUCUGUGCAAAAUGGCAGCAGAAAGGUUUAAAGCCAUGCAUGAAGCAUUCCAAAAGGCAAAUGACCCAGUUGUGUACCUGAACAGCAAGAGAGAAGAUUUCUUCCAAUGCUUCCAGAUUUCCUGCCAAGGAGCCACUUCAAUCACAACUUUUGCUAUUUUCCUUUGUGACAAGAUUGAACCAGCUCUUCAUAAGGCGGUCUUUGAGAGGACAGCUAAAGACAUUGCUGAGGAUAUGCAGGGCAAAUUCCCAGACUUCAGGGGUAACAGAGCCAAUCUGGAAGUUUCCAUCCUGAGAUACCUGGCAGAACAAGAAAAUUUUGAGUAUUUCAAGCAGUACCUUACAUCUCCAAAAGAGUUUUUUCAGAGUUACAUUGAGAGACGAGUUAAGAGUCAUUGUUUAGAUGAGAGUAGGAGGCUGGAGAAGUUUUUAGAUUCCUCUCUUAACCUUCUCUAUGGAAACAUCCUGUCAGCUGUUUCUUUAUCAACCCAAAUUGUCAAAGACAAAAAAGACAGAGAAGACAAAAUCUCUCUUUGGCUGGAUGAAUUUUGCAGGGAACUGGCAGAGGUGAUCAACUUGCCCAGAAGUGAGCUGAAGGGCAUUGAGCACCAGGAGGUCACAGACAUUGAGUUCCUGAGCAGUGCAAUGAAAACAGCUCUGGGUGACCUGAGGGACAGGCUCAAGAAAGAAUUGGCUGAUGCUGACCUGAGCUCAUUUUCAAGGCAGCCUCACACCAUCCUGGCAGAGCAUUUUUCAGGGUGCUGGGAGAAGUGUCGCUUUUGUGGGGCUGUCUGCUCAAACACCAUGCAGAACCAUGAUGGAGACCAUCAGGUGGUCUUCCAUCGCCCACAAGCACUGACAGGAUUCAAAUGGCAUGGGACAGACCACUUCAUCAUUGAUAUUUGUUCCAGCCUUGUUGCAAGUGACUGCACAUUCAGAUUUCAUGAUGACCAACAAUGGACACCUUACAAAAAAUACCGUGAUGCUGGACCUCCUGUUUCCACUUGGAACAUUCUUCCUGAUUCAUCCAUGCAGGCGUACUGGAAAUGGUUUGUGUCUAAUUUCAGGACACAGCUGGAAGCUUUGUACAAUAAGAAAUUUCAGGGCAAAGGAGAAAUCCCUGUGGCAUGGCAGAGAAUUACCAAGCAGGAAGCACUGUCCGAGCUGGAGCGGCGUUAGUCACAUCUAUUGGAAGGAAGAACCACAGUGGCUUUGCAGUUUAGGAGAACUCUGUACCAGGCUUUCCACAAAAUUCAGUUACAAUUAUGAUGCUCUCAAGCCCAAUGAAGACAAUGGUAUCCAAUUGUUCCCAAAUUUGGUGAAAUAAUUAGCAGGCUCUUCUAAUAAAGGAGUUGAUUUGGACUCUGCUGCUCUGUGUCUCCUUUGUGUUCAGGGGAUCCACAGCUGGGGCUGACUUGAGCUGUGUGUGCUGCAGACAGGCAGGGGACAGGGGGUGGCACUGGGGCGGGGGGGUGGCAUCAGAGGCUCUGCUCCAUUCAGGGUCUCUGCUCCAGGAGCAGCUUCACUGUCUGCAGGGACAGCAGAGAGGGCAGGAAGCCCCAAACCACAACAUCCAGGGAAACCAGGGGCAGUGGCAGGGGCCAAGGGAGGCAGCAUUGGGAACCAAGCCUGGCCUGUCACACACAAGGAGUGCUGAGAAGGUUGAUCCCAGCGAGGUUCUGUGCUCUGCAGCUGCUCAGCUGGGAACCUGUGGGACAAAAGGGGAACGCACCCAAACUCUGCCAAGCCCAGCCCUGGCCAAGCAGAGCCAGAGCCAGUGACAGGAGCCAGAGCUGGGCCGUGUGAGCGUGUGCUGCAAGGGCUGAGUGCCAGGGACUGGGGACACCUGGGCUUGGAGGGGAUUUGGGCCAGCUCCACCAGCCAGACUGGGAGUGGAGGUGCCUCUGUGUAAGGGUCAGUCCAAAGAUUCCCUGAUCUGCCUCACGACCAUCAUCAGAGACUGAGACCCCAGGACCGCACCACUUGCUCUGGAGGGGAGUUUCUGGCCUGACCAAGGUGGACGCUUGCCAAGGGACUAUUUGCAGGUUUGAUUGCCAGUGCUUGCUGCUUGCCAUGGUACGCUGCUCUCAAGCAGUGUCCUGGUUGUAGUGUUCUGUCCCGGACCUGUUUCUAGCAGCAACGGUCUCCGCACGCAAUAGUCCAUAAAUCUCCCCACCUUUUGGCCAGAGGCCACUCACUUUGGGAAAGGACUAUAAAAUGAUGACUUUCUUAGGAGACUUUUGAGACCUCUUUCUCCCCAUGGACAAAAGAUGCGUCUAUUGGCUGAAGACCACGAGGAUGUUGUCCCAUCUGUUGGUAGCACUUCCCCAUCCUUUCUCUCUCUCCCCCUCCUUUUACUUUGUUUCCUUUAUCUCUCUCUCCCCUCUAUUGCAAACUGAGUUGCUGGCACACUAUAAAGCGCAUUGCUGCUUGCUGCUGAAUAAAACUUUAGUCUCCUGCUGUUUGUCUUUUGCACCCUGGGGUCAAACGAACCAUCACGACUCCCGCUCAGGAUGAGCGGAUCGUGACAUUAAACUGGUGUCACAGACAGGAUUCCUGAUAGACAGAAGGGUUGCAGGGUUGUGUGUAAUCUGUAACAGGGGAAGUACAUCUUGCUCCAGCUGCACCUAGCUGGCCACCUCAAACUGUGUGAGCUUCUCUAGAAAGCAAGGGGAGCAUUUCAGAUUUCCUGCAAACUCCACACGCCUAGGUGAAUAAGCAUCCCUACAUUUGUUUGAGGGCUCUGUCUUCAGAAUUUCACAAAAGAUCUCUUGGUGCAAAAGGCAGGACUGUGCUUUUCUUGUUUUUUAUUGUUGUGUGUAAUACUGACUUCCCCCAAAGUGAGAUGGAGGGGUUACUGCACAGACUGUGUAUGUAUGGGUAAUAUCGACCUUCUCUGAAGUGAGGGGGGAUUACUGCACAGGCUGUGUGUAUAAUAUUGACUUCCCUCAAAGUGAUGGAAUUACUGUGCAGGCUGUGUGUGUAUGUUUAAUAUUGACCUUCCCUGAAGUGAGGAAGGGCACUGCACAGGCUGAGUGUGUGUGUGUAACUUCGGUUUCUUCUCCCACCCAGGGAGGAGAAUGGCUGAACACAACGAAGGCUGUGUGUGUAACUUAAGUACAGGAAUUUCAAGAGUGUAAGCCGCACCUGAUUAUAAGCCGCACUUCCGG